This is a messenger RNA of Laccaria bicolor S238N-H82, 675 nucleotides long. RefSeq lists its product as uncharacterized. The coding region runs from base 1 to 675 and encodes 224 amino acids. The record is from RefSeq and is a predicted model, not a curated record. Lineage: Eukaryota; Fungi; Basidiomycota; Agaricomycetes; Agaricales; Hydnangiaceae. The transcript is spliced from 7 exons.
AUGGUAGAUCGGUUGGUAACUUGUGGGUCGCUCGACCCCCCCUUCACCAGCCUUCACCACACCUUCGAAGCCGCGAGAAGCCCAGGGUUAUUAAUCCCACGUUCUUCAAUUGUCUCCCUCCCAUCUCGCAUUUACCUCCAUCUCAAAAUCUCCCACCCUGGUUUCCGACUAACAGGCAACCCGCUUGACGCGAUGGACUUCCCCAACUUUGUUUCGUCGGUGUUCCAAGAUGAAUGCGGCCAAUACCAGCGCGAUGACGCUGACUCGUGCAUCAAAUGGUUCGACUUCCUCCUUGAGCUUGAGCUUGAGGCUGUUGGCAUGCUCCUUGGCAGGGUGCCUGAUUCCGCGAGUUCCAUCUUCUCAGUGGAUCUUAUACCCAGUCGUCCAGAUCCUUGCCCAUCUUUCACCGCUCAACUUUCUACUGGAGACGUUGUCGAUACAAGGCUCUGCACCCUUUUAGAAGUGCAUCGCACACUCGAGGAACUGACGUUAUGCUACGUCCUCCUCGCUCCGCCUCUCCCAAUUUUGCUCUACAUCGCCCACACCCCGAUCUCGCGACAACCUCCUGGCCGCACUCGUUUGUCUCUCGUCUCCAGUGUUGACCGUGACCAUGCUGACCAGACUCCGAUCGCGACCUCGUUCCGUGAGCAAGGUGCAAUAAGCUCCUAUACAUAA